CCUACCUCCGGGGUCCUAAUAAAUGUCUCAGGGCCCCCCAUCUAUCUCCGGGGUCCCUCCCGGUCAUCUCUUCGCUGGCCCGCGGGCGUCCUCCAGGCUCUUUCCCUGCACUCUCCCUUCCUGCGCUGGCCCUGGAGAGCCAACUGGCCCGCCGGCUCCAGCCUCCUGGUCUGUGCCCAGCCUGUCCCCAGGGCCUAGCCGGCCGUCCUCACCAAGGCCGCCCCAGGUGUCCGGAGUGGUGGCGCCCUCUGCUGACCAGUUACCUUGGCGUAACCUAGCACCUCCCCUUUUCGGUUGGAGGCGGGCUCUCUCUUCUGGGCGGGCUUUUUAGUAACCGGGGGGCGGGAGCAGGGCGGGGACGAGGCAGGGCCUCUUGAGUGACAGGUGGGGCUUGGCUUUGGAGAGGCGGGAAGGAGGCGGGGCAUGCAGCCAUUGCGCAGGCGCAGUGGCGACGACUGCUUGCUCCCAUUCAGUCGCGCUUGUCAGUCCCUCAAUCUGUCAGUCAGGAAGGGCGCGUGUCCCGAGGAGGCUGGUAGUGCAGCCGAGGGCCGGAAGAGCGCGCCCGCUGCCAUGAAGAAGAGCGUGCCGGGCGGCUAUGCCCGCCUGACCGCAGGCUGUUUGCCUGUACCUCUGUUCAAUCAGAGAAAGAGGGUCCGGCAGCCUUUCACAUCCAGCCCAGGCUCGGCAUCUGAGGCUCAGGAUUUUCCUCCUCUGCCAUCAGAUUUCGUCUGGGAGAUGAUGAAACCCGAGGUGCCGCCAUUACCGAAGAUGGGGAAUGCUGGGCAACCUGCCCUCCCGCCUGGAAAGCAAGGGAAUGGGUUUAAUCCCCGCCCAGCGGAUGAGACAAGAAGUCAUAACUGGAGCAAUUGGGGCUUCGGAGAGGAUGGUCCGAAGGCUUGGGACAGAAGUGAGUUUGCACCAAGAAAAAGCUCGGGCGCAGCGGCCGGGCCCGGUCCUGGCCUCGGGCCUUCGGAAACAAAUCAGAACUGGAGAGCGUCAAGCUGGGCGCCAGCGGAGGUCUGCAGAGCCCCGUGCCCUCCGAGGAUGGCGGGGGCCCAGGGGGGCGGUGGCCUGCAGGCGCCCCAAAGCAACCCCCAGCCGAGUCACCUUAAGAGAAAGGCCUUUGGCAGAGGUCCGGAGGAAAAGGCCAUCAAGGAAGUGCCGGCGUGCCGGCUCAGGCCCAAGGAAGAUGGCCCUUCCCUGAGAAUUCUGCCGGCGGCCAUCGAGAGCAUGAAGCACUGGAGGGAGCGCCUGCCCCACUGCCCGCUGCUCUUCGAAGUCUUAGCCGUUCUGGACUCCGCUGUGACUCCGGGCGCGCAGGGCGCCAAGACCUUCCUGCUGAGAGACGGGAGGAGCACCGUGCCCUGUGUGUUUUAUGAAAUCGACCGGGAGCUUCCCAGACUGAUCAGGGGGCGCGUCCAUCGCUGUGUGGGGAGCUUCGACCAAAAGCGGGGCCUCCUCCGCUGUGUGUCCGUGCGGCCGGCCUCCGCUUCCGAGCAGGAGACCUUCCCCGAGCUGGUCAGGAGCGCAGACGCCAAGCUGGCCCGCGACGCCCGCGAAAUGUGAGCCGCCGGCCCGGAGGAGGCGGGUACGAGGUGUUGGGGGGGGGGGGUUCUGCCCGUGGUCUUCUCCGGCCAAUAAAGUGAGUUUAACGGCAGCAUCUGUGUGGUGUCCUUGGGGCCGUCACCCCUCCCCCCUCCCAUCCUGCCUCUACUAAGAGUUAACCCAAUGUCCCUGAGUCCUGUUGGAGCCGGUAACGGCCCAGGAGAAGGCCUGGGCCUGGAGGCCCAAGGGCGGCCCAAGAGCCUCGGUCCGGGACCCGGAGCCUCCCCUGGGCCAGAGAGUGGGGCGAGGAGCUGCUGGAGCUGGGCCCUCCUCCCGUCCAUCAUGGCCUGGGGAAUGCCCGCUGUCCUGCCCGAGCAUCAGGCGGCUGCUACAGCGCCACAGGGAGGCCUGAGACUUGUGGGCUGGGACACUGGCCAUUCCCGUGACCUCUGUUGGCCUUAGUUUCCUGGACUGUAAAAUGGGCUCGUAAUAGUACCUCCCCCCAGGGCCAGGGUGAGGCUCCCCCUGCACAACACUGCAAAGUGCUCGGCGAGCCCCGAGAGUUAUCGCUUCCGCCUCCGAAGGGAGACUCCGGCACA
Messenger RNA from Antechinus flavipes (yellow-footed antechinus), 2144 nucleotides. RefSeq names its product spermatogenesis associated 22 (gene SPATA22). The transcript has 8 exons. The record is from RefSeq and is a predicted model, not a curated record. NCBI's taxonomy places the organism in Eukaryota, Metazoa, Chordata, Mammalia, Dasyuromorphia, Dasyuridae. Gene Ontology annotation, biological process: homologous chromosome pairing at meiosis; regulation of meiotic cell cycle; meiotic DNA repair synthesis. Bases 424 to 1566 code for a protein of 380 amino acids.